AUGGGUAUCCAGGGCCUGCUUCCUCAAUUAAAGCCUAUUCAACAGCCUGUGACUUUAUCGCGAUACGAUGGUCAAACAUUGGCAAUUGAUGGGUACGCAUGGCUACACAGAGCUGCACAUUCGUGUGCUGAGGAAUUAGCUCUAGGUUUGCCCACCACACGGUACCUAGAGUACUUUGCUAAACGUCUGCAAAUGCUUCGGGGCCGUUUCCAUAUCAAUCCGUAUGUGGUUUUUGAUGGCGAUGCUCUAAUGGUGAAAGGAGACACAGAAGUGAAGAGAAGACAGAAAAGGGAAGAAAAUAGGGCCAAAGCGUUGCAGCUUUGGCAUUCUGGAGAUAAGAGACAAGCGUUUGAGUUUUUUCAGAAAUGCGUAGAUGUAACACCAGAAAUGGCCAAGUGUAUUAUAGAUUACUGCAAGGUGCAAUCAAUACAGUAUGUGGUGGCACCUUUCGAAGCUGAUGCCCAAAUGGUGUAUCUGGAGAAGGAAGGUCUGGUGCAAGGAAUCAUAUCAGAAGAUUCAGAUCUUCUAAUUUUCGGAUGUCGCAAGCUGAUUACAAAACUUAACGAUCAUGGUGAAGCGGUUGAGAUUUGUCGUGACGACUUUUCUAGUUUACCAUCCAAAUUCCCGCUUAGUGAAUUGACUCCAGAGCAAUUGAGGAUCUUGGUCUGUCUAUCAGGCUGCGACUACACAUCCGGAAUUCCGAAAAUCGGACUUCUGACGGCAAUCAAGUUGGUGCUUAAAUUCAAGACCAUGGAUAAAAUAAUCCAAAGUAUCCAGCGGGAGGGUAAACGCAUCGUACCCACGGAAUUCGCAGAUGAAUAUAAGCGAGCAACGUAUGCUUUCCGGUUCCAACGGGUUUUCUGCACCAGGACCAAUGUUAUUACCACACUUAAUGCGGUACCCGAAGAACUUGUAACUCGUGAAGAAUUGUUCGGUUGCAUAGGGAAAGUCAUACAUCGAGAGGAAUUGAUCAAACGAGCAAUUGUCAACCCUAGUGAAAUCGACCACGAAUUGCACGCAAAAGUUGCCAGAGGAGACUUAAGUCCUUAUAAUUUCGAGAAAGUCCUGGUGAACCGUGAGCGGAAAUUGCAAAUUACAGCCAAGUCCUUGCCCAAUAUUUCAAAUGCGCCUGUGAGUAUAAAGUCGAUUGAUUCGUUUUUCGCCAAAUCUGCUCAAGUGACCGUCUCUGCGGUGCCUGAAAACAGCGACGCUAAGGUUCGACUCGCACUGAAAAAGCUGGAGGAAAAAGCAGAACAGAGCGAAAAGAAAGUAAAAUCUACAAUUGAACGCCGAAAAUUAUCUCGCCACGACAAUGCAUCCUUGCGUGUUGACUCUGGUAGCAAGUUUUUCACUCAAUCUCACAAAUCUUCAGAAAGUUUGGACGUUACCAGCAGAUCUCUUCUAGCCAUCAAUGAUGAGGCUAAUGAUUUGAAGACGGAAAUAGAAUCCCCGAUUGAAGAAGCAGGCUUCCCCGUAGCACCUGCGAUGACACCUGCGACCACUGACGCUGACAUUUCACAAGAAGACAUACCGACGGAAAUCCCGAGUUCGAUGGCAUCUACAGAGAUUCCAAGUUCCAUGAUCCCUACGCAGACGGAUCAAGAUUCUACGCCAUUCAGCGAAGAGGAUUCUGAGAUCUUGAGCGAAGUGGAAGACACCACGAAAGCGGACAAAGUGCAGAACAGACAGUCUAAAAGACACUGUGCAUCCUUGGCAAGCCUGCGUGAUACUUACCAGUACCAAAGAGCGCCACUAACGCCCCGAGAUCCCAAUGUGGUUUCUACAGGUGCUAUGGGCAAGACAAUGCGGAAGGCAGCAACCACCGAGAGAAAACGUCCCGCAGUGACCAGGACACACUACAUGGCGUCACCAUCAUCGUCUUCGACCUCUGUCCCGCGUCCAGCGAGACGAGCCUUGAGUUUGUCGGAGUUUAUUUAUCGAGGACAGUAA
Molecule: messenger RNA, 1950 nt
Organism: Lachancea lanzarotensis
Lineage: Eukaryota; Fungi; Ascomycota; Saccharomycetes; Saccharomycetales; Saccharomycetaceae
Product: LALA0S05e02872g1_1
Exons: 1
Coding region: 1-1950 (649 amino acids)
Biological process (GO): DNA recombination; mismatch repair; DNA double-strand break processing
Cellular component (GO): nucleus
Molecular function (GO): DNA binding; metal ion binding; 5'-3' DNA exonuclease activity
Source: RefSeq, a predicted model, not a curated record